AGACAUAUUUUUUUUGUAUUUUAAUGGAUCUAUUGAUAUAAUAUUGAAUUUGAUUGAUAAUAGAGACCAUAUAUGUUGUCAUUAUUUUCAUAUAAAUUGAUGUCUUUUAUCUUUAGGUGCUUUAAAUGACUUCAAUAUUAAGCCCACAAAUACUGAUCCGAAAAGUGCUUUGGCGACCACAUCUGUGACCACUUGUGAUGAUUUGAUUAAUAACAAGAAAAUUAUACCUGAAUUGAGUGCUCCGGAUGUUGGAAGUGAUCCUUUCGAUGAUAAACUCAAUGAAGAUUUAGCAAAAUUUGAUGAAAUGUUUUCGCCGCUCAUUAACUCUGAUCCCGAACUCAAAGAGCAUUGGUCUCGACUGACAAAGUCGUGCGCCGAAGCGGCCACUGCCAGUAAUGAAGACGAGUUUCAACACUCAUUACAGGAGACACUGAAGACUAUCUCAGAUAAGGCUCAGGCAGUGGUCGGAGAGGAAAACAAUUUGUCAGAAGAAGAAUUGGCAAGAAUUUGGUCUAAUCUGGGUAUUGGAGCCGACGAUGAAGAGAACGGUUCCAACAAUUUUGCUAAUUUGAUGCCUUUGAUGACUAAUAUGAUGCAAAACUUGUUGUCAAAAGAGUUAUUAUAUCCGGCACUCAAUGAAUUGGCAGAAAAGUAUCCGACAUUUCUUAAUGAAAACAAAGACAAAUUAUCAGCUGAAGAGCUCAAGAGAUAUACAAAACAGAUGGAACUCAUGAAAAUGGUUUCAAAGUAUUUUAAGCUAAAAUUUAUAACUUCAAAAAAUAUCAACGGAUUUAUAAAACCGUUUAUUUUUAAAGUUUUUGACUUUAAAAAUAACAUCUAAUUAUCAGAAAG
Messenger RNA from Oppia nitens, 852 nucleotides. RefSeq names its product peroxisomal biogenesis factor 19-like. Gene Ontology annotation, biological process: protein import into peroxisome membrane. The transcript has 4 exons. The record is from RefSeq and is a predicted model, not a curated record. Lineage: Eukaryota; Metazoa; Arthropoda; Arachnida; Sarcoptiformes; Oppiidae. Gene Ontology annotation, cellular component: peroxisome; peroxisomal membrane. The coding region runs from base 305 to 841 and encodes 178 amino acids.